CACGACUUGGUCCUCUAUACACAUGAGGUCUUGUCUCCCAGAGGCUCCCCUUCACAUCAGGUCAGACACUGAGACCGUCGCCAAUACUCCUCUCAUCGCUCAGACAACAUGACCGGAGUUCUGUCACCCUCGCAGACGGCUGCACUCUUCGACAUCCUGACCCAUUACGACACCUACGCCCAGAUCCGCGAGUUUCGAAGACCCGGCAGCCUUUCAAACUAUGGGCCCCCUUUUACCGCGCAGCAAGACAGCCCAUCCAGCUCGCCCGCCCUGCAGGCUCUGGUCUCCAAGUUCCUGCUGAAUCUGCCGGGCUUGAACAAUCUCCCCGAGAAGUGGUGGACCGUGCAAUGUCAAGAAAUCAUCGAGAGUCUGGAGAGGGCCAACCUGAGCGAGAGCUAUGACAAGGGCGUCAUCGGCAGCCGCAAGACCCUCGCCACGGCCAUAUCAGCCCUGAUCGAAUACCCCGUCAGAGGCACCUUCGCCGGCUUCCCCGAGAUCAGGGACCGCGACUCGAAUUACGACGUCACCAAAGCCGAUGAUCUGCGACGUGCCUUUCGGGACUUCCUCAACGACUGCGUCUAUGGCGGUAUCCUCGAUGAGAUGGUACAGAAGACCGCCGAGACGGACAAUCUCGAAGACCACCCUCAGUUAACCAAAGCCGUGCACGAGUUUGUGCUUGUCAACAUUGCUUCCUUUAUGCACUACACUUUGAUCUUAUCGCCCAAAGGUCAGUACCUGCUGAAGUUGGUCGACAAUGCCAAUAAACUGGUGCCCUACAUGGUCCUUAGACAAACACUGAAGAUCGGAAAUGUCGCGACUAUGAUAAACGCCAUGGUCAAAGUUGGCCUGGCCAAAAUGAGUGUUACCAGCGUCACCAACUGGAUAGGCUUGACGCAGUCUCAGGACGAGGGCACGAAUCUAAUGCAAACAAUCAUCUCCACGGUCCUUAACUGGGACAUCAGGGAUCUCGAGUCGAGGGCGACGAAACUCGAGCGAGAACGCGCAAAACUCGGCAAAGAACAGCUGCAUGCCCUGAAAGACUACGCCCAUCAACCGCAAGAAGAGCAGGACCGCAUCCGAAAGGAAAGUCAAACGCAGUCCAUCUCUAUCGUGACGGCCAUCCUAAAAGACGUCAAAUCCGCUUCUACCGAAUUGACCGAAGUCCACCACAAGCAAGCAUUAGAGUAUCUCUCGAUCCACCUGUCCAUUCGUGACCGCAAACAGCUGAUCCAGUGCCUCUGCAAAUCUUCCCCCGACCACUUAACCAUGUCUGUCAGAGAAGUGGUCGAUGCCUACGAGCCUGUCAUACGACGCAUGCACAAAGCCAUCGAUCUGUCCUCCACACUGUCCGAUUUUGAAAGCUUCCUCAAAGACUUGAUCAAGCUGGCGAGAAUCCACACGGACAAAUCCAACAAAGCCAUUGUGCCCACCGUGGGAGACUUUGUCCAGUUACUCCGCAAGCAUCAGCGGUCAUGUCACGUCUUCAUGCACCAGUGCGCAAAGAAUGACAAGGAACUGACGGGGUGGUACCUCGAGUGGGCCAAGAAUGCAGCCUCGCAGUUCAAACAGGAGCCGGGUGGUGAUACCCACGAUGUCGUAAAGCAUGGAAAAGGCGGAGCUGGCAACUUGACGGCGUCGCUGCACGACCUCUUCUCCUCUCUCCCCAAAGAAACGCAAUCCCGCAUCCUGCCCAUCCUUGACUCCCACUCCGGAUACCUGGACAAGAUGCACGACCAGUCCACGGCGCGCCUCGCCAACGUGUUGAAAUCGCCACCGUCCAAGAACCCAGCCAUCGCAAAGAUCUUCUCGUCCAACCACUCGAACCACUCCAGUCGACCUUCUUCAAGGACAUCUAGCCCGGCUCCACCACUUGAUCGUGGCGAGGGCAAUGCCACACCGUCGUCGACGCCCACAUCAGCAUCAUUCCCCACGAGCGUAUCGGAAAGCGAGACGUCGCGCGAGAUCAAAGAAAACCCGACGCCAGAGGUCUCUUCGAACCCGGGGCCCGGCUCAUUCCUCGCGCGCUGGCAAGCGCUGCUCGACGCCACCCCGAUCACCCCGUUGAGUCAGCAUGGGAGUCUGAAAGCGGCGAGCUCGCCGGAGGUGAUACAAGCGAGUGCGACAGACGUCGACGGCUCGAGGCUCGUCCACUUCAGGAACAAGGAGGCACGAGGGGAGAAGAUCCGGGUCGAAGACCAGCAACCGUUCGGGCACAAUGGCAAGGAAGAUGAGGUGGGCAUUGGAAACGAGGCGAGGAAGAAGCAGAAGGAAUUGAGGAUCGUCAUUGACGCGAUGGGAGACGGGUUCAGGGAGUUGUUGGCCAAGAAGGGGUGUUAUUGGUGAACACACACUCAACUCAACAGCUCGACAACGACGAGAGGGAAGCAGACACCACACUAAACCGCACAGCUUGGCCGAGCGACCGUCUACAAGUUCUUGCCUCCUCCGCCGCCCGGCUUUGCGACUGUUGUUAUGAACGCGAUGCUAUUUCCAUGCCGCCAGCACCAAGGGAGUUUCUUCGAUCGAACUGACCUCGUCCACAGAGAUAUGCCAGGCGAAUUCAUAACCCAGGAAACAAGACGAGAACCCGAAGCUUCCGUCCGUGUGUCCAUCCGUCUGGAUUCAAGCCCGACGCCGGGUGAUAUGGGUGAUCCCAUCGAACAACCCCCGAGCAAGAAAAUAACACGGGGUCUUUCCUGCGACCGAUCGAGCGAGCGAGUGGGCAGCAACUUUCUCAUCGGACGCCCGCCCGUUUCGAUAGGAAUGACGUUCUUUCAUGAAGAUAUCAUAUUCACUCGGGCUCGGCUGCAAGGAGGUCGGGUCUUGAGUCGCGUGAGUGCCCUGCCCUUCGUGCGUGGUCCACCGUAUUGGGUAGUUGUCGACACAUCCCCGAUACUGAACCAUGUGUUGGACUGAGAAAGAAGCCCGCGAAUGAAGCCCGCGAAUGAAGGGGGGAGAUAGAAGAGUGAAAAACGCAGGAACAACGGAGGGCUGUUGGGGCCGGGAGACGGGCGCAGCAAAGCCACGAGUACAAACAUGCCCCCCACGAUCCAGUAUGGCAUCUUCCGGUCCUUUGGAUGCUUUGCCGAGGUAGAGAGCGGUGCGGAUGAGGCCGGUGAACGUGGCGCUGGUCUUGAACGCAGAUGUGGAUGUGGAUGUGGAUAUGGGCAACGAACGGAUAUGGGAAUGGAUGAGUCUAUCGCGUGCUGCAGGCCUGGUUUUCAGCUUACACCGCACAGUCAAGAUCGACCGGCGCGUUUUCGACGAUGAUGCUCCUCUGGGCUUGAAAUGCGUGGACUUGGGUCGUGUGUAUGGAUGGUAUGGGCAGCUUGGUUCAAGGGAAAAAGGAAGAAGAACUGUGACAUGUACAAUCGAUUAGCUUUCCAAAAAGCCAAUCAGUCUGGUUCUCUUCCA
This is a messenger RNA of Cladophialophora immunda, 3414 nucleotides long. RefSeq lists its product as uncharacterized. Lineage: Eukaryota; Fungi; Ascomycota; Eurotiomycetes; Chaetothyriales; Herpotrichiellaceae. The record is from RefSeq and is a predicted model, not a curated record. Gene Ontology annotation, molecular function: phosphatidylinositol binding. The transcript has 3 exons. Bases 109 to 2343 code for a protein of 744 amino acids.